Paraphaeosphaeria sporulosa is the source of this 1248-nucleotide messenger RNA. Its product is annotated as arsenical-resistance protein ACR3. The coding region runs from base 39 to 1199 and encodes 386 amino acids. The transcript has 4 exons. The record is from RefSeq and is a predicted model, not a curated record. Gene Ontology annotation, cellular component: plasma membrane. NCBI's taxonomy places the organism in Eukaryota, Fungi, Ascomycota, Dothideomycetes, Pleosporales, Didymosphaeriaceae. Gene Ontology annotation, molecular function: arsenite transmembrane transporter activity; antimonite transmembrane transporter activity; antiporter activity. Gene Ontology annotation, biological process: arsenite transport; antimonite transmembrane transport.
GAAAUGCAAGGAGAUACUCUACAUCGGAUCGUCACAGUAUGGACAUAACCACGCGCUCAGCGUCCCAGACAAGACCUCAUGAUGAAAACCCCUCACCCUUGGACGAUGCCGAAAAGGGAAGCGACACCGCGCAGGUGAACCACGUUGUUGAAGACGAGAAGAUCCUACCCCCGCUUAGAGGUCUCUCUUUCCUGGAUCGAUUUCUCGUCAUAUGGAUCAUCCUUGCCAUGGCCAUCGGCAUCGUGCUAGGAAAUACGGUUGACUCAGUCGGCCCGGCGCUGCAGAAGGGCGAAUUUGUGGGCGUCAGCAUUCCCAUAGCAAUUGGCCUGCUGGUUAUGAUGUACCCCAUACUAUGCAAGGUCAGGUUUGAGUCGCUGCAUUUGCUGCUCAACUCGCGUGCACUGUGGAUACAAAUUGGUAUAAGCUUCGUCUUGAACUGGAUCGUUGCGCCGCUCUUUAUGGUGGGCCUGGCAUGGGCCUUCCUUCCAGACCGCCAGGAUCUCCGCGAAGGUCUGAUCUUCGUGGGGAUAGCACGCUGCAUUGCAAUGGUGCUCAUCUGGACAGAUCUUGCCAAGGGUGACGGUGACUACUGCGCUGUACUAGUGGCGUUCAAUUCGAUACUGCAGAUUGUGCUUUUUGCGCCUUUUGCCGUAUUUUACGUACAAGUCGUCAGUCACGGUCAAAAGACGGACGUCUCAUAUGAGAAGGUUGCUCAGAGCGUGGGAGUCUUCCUCGGGAUCCCGCUAGGCGCAGCGGUGCUAACGCGCCUCCUGCUCAGGGGACUUAUCGGAGAAGACAGAUACCAGAGAAGAUUCAUCAGGUAUAUUGCGCCUUUCUCGUUGAUUGGGCUGCUAUACACCAUCAUUGUCUUGUUCGCGAGCCAGGGGGCUCAUGUGGUCAGGCAGAUCACUGAUGUUCUGCGCGUAUGCGCUCCGUUGCUGGUAUAUUUCCUGGUCAUAUUCUCCAGCACGGUCUGGUUUUGCUGGAAGAUGGGCUUCGGGUACAAAAUUAGCUGUACGCAAAGUUUCACCGCUGCGAGCAACAACUUCGAGUUGGCCAUAGCUGUCGUGGUCGCAGUGUACGGUGCUGGAAGUGGACAAGCUCUUGCAAGCACAGUAGGACCCCUGAUCGAAGUGCCAGUCCUAGUAGCUCUAGUCUAUGUGCUGAAGUGGCUGAGGGCCAGAUGGCAGUGGGUAUAGGAGGUUGUUCUCGAAGUCAUGUCUAAAAUCAAUAGAGGGUACACCAAGU